CAGUCUAAUCCGGUCGAAAAUAAGCUCGGAACACUUCACACCUGAAGACUUAUUGAAAUAUGGACUAUUUUUCAAAAGCUUAGUUGGCAAUACUGUUGGCAAGACCAACAGACAGUGUUGUCUUUAUGUUGGUCUCGCUCGCUCGCUCGAGGAGAUUUUAAUUUUGUUUGAUAGAAUAGAAGGAAAGUAGAGUUAUCUAAUUUCCAAUUUCGAGUGUAAAAGUUAAAAUGAUGGACGGUGGUGUUGUUCACCCACACACCGGGCAAGUGCUUGGUGGGGUCCCUGGAGUAGUGCACGGAAUGCCAGUGCAUGGCGCUGGUCCAGAUGGGGAACACCCCCCACAUGGUCCUCGUAGGCGUUACCAGAACCGGCCCAAGCCUCCUAACAACUUGGAACGUCUGCCCCUAGAUGAAGCUGCUAAAAGGGAAAUGGAAUCUCUUCCUAUGAAGACACCGGUUUCGGUUCUGCAGGAGCUUUUGGCUCGUCGUGGCACAGUGCCUAAAUAUGAACUAGUGCAAAUUGAGGGCAUGAUCCAUGAGCCCACAUUCCGUUAUAGGGUUACUGUAGCAGACUUAGUAGCCAUGGGAACGGGCCGCUCAAAGAAGGAAGCCAAGCACUCUGCAGCAAAGGCCUUGCUAGACAAGCUUACUGGGGCUGCUCCAGCCGACCAGUCCUCCAAUGGCAAUGUGCCUGAAACUGGUACGGUAGUGUCGUCGUUCGAGGACAAGCUGAUGGGCAACCCGGUGGGUUGGCUGCAGGAGCUCUGCAUGUCACGUUUCUGGCCGCCGCCCUCCUACCAUGCUGAGAACGAUGACAAUGUUAACAGGCGUCUGCCUCAUGAACGUCAAUUUACUAUCAUCUGUACUCUGCUGAAGCGUCGCGAAGUCGGGACUGGCAAGUCCAAGAAGCUGGCCAAGCGUCAAGCUGCCUAUAAGAUGUGGCAAGCCCUCCAGGACAAUCCUCCUGAUGUUUUCCAGCCAGAGGAAGAGGGCGGAGUCGCGUCCCGCUAUGCCGACCUGAAAGAUAGUAAAAUCUCCACUCUGACUACCACUCACAGCCACAAAGUGUCGCAGUUUCACAAACACCUCAAACAAUGUGUUGGGCCCAACCUGGCCAAGUUGCAGGUGACGCCAUUGAACAACAAAGACUUCAACUUCGUGCAGUUUCUGCAAGAGAUCGCAUCUGAGCAGGCGUUCGAGGUGACGUACGUGGACAUCGACGAGAAGUCGAUGUCGGGGCGCAGCCAGUGCCUGGUGCAGCUGUCCACGCUGCCCGUGGCCGUGUGCUACGGCUCCGGCCUCACCUCCAAGGACGCGCAGGCCUCCGCAGCGCAGAAUGCCCUCGAGUACCUCAAGAUCAUGACCAAGAAGUGAACGCCUCAUUAUCUCGCGACAUCAAACAGCGCCUGGUGCCCCACUAUGCGCCUCGUUUCAUUAAGCCCAGUGAUCAUAUCAGUUACUAAAUAUAGAUACGCCGAUAUCAUAGUGACACUCGAGAGCUUGUGCGGUUGAUGUCGCUAGGUUUUGAGCCUAAAACUAUCUUUAUCACCACUUCCCAUUUGAAUAAUGGCAUAUUGCCGUGUGCCAAAAGCACUUCGGGCUAUGCUUUAUAACUGGCAUGUUUGCAGUAUCUUACUUGUGAUUUUUUUCUUUUUUUUACAUGUACAAGUAGUUUUUCGUUUUAUUUCCAUAAAUUAGUAAAUCGUUUGCAUUAUUAUGUUUACAUCUGUGAUUUACAUGAAUUAGAAAUUACUUUGUAUACAUUUUCUAUUUAUUUCAUAAAUGGCAUGAUGCAUUUUUUUUUUUCAUUGUAAAUAUUAAAUCAUAUUUUUUUUAUUCAGAAUUAUUUUUGGAUAACAUUAAAAUAUAGAAUCUCAAUAAUAACUAUCUAGGAUGACGUAGCUAUUAUGGUACAUCAUCUGAUCUCAUAAUGUAAGGUAUAAUCACCAAGAAAACUAAAUUUUUGGUCUAAAUGAUAACAAGUGAGUUCUCACUUGUACUAUUACUGCCAAUGUGCGAGGAUAAAUUGCAUAGCCCGUAAAUCUCAACAAAGUAUGGAGUGGUCAUAUAACAAAUACAUACAAGCUAUACUUUGCAUAGAAUUAGUGUAAUUUUCCCAGCGUGGAAAUUACUUAAAAUAAGAAAAAAUAAACAAAAAAAGUAAAAAAUAUGUAUAUUAAAAAAUACAAAAAAAAAAUAAAUGUGUGGACUAUAUUUCCAGUUUAAUAUUCAGCAUUAUUUAGGCAUGUUUUUGCAUUCGUAAUUAAUGAAAUGAUUAUACUACUCCAAAAUCGGUCUUAGCUUUUAAUGUAUAUUAUAAACUCGGCAUAGCCAUUCCUCUUAUUUUCUUUUCGUUUGUACAGGUGUCUAUUUGUGUUUUAUAAAAUUAGUUAGUAUGGUGUGUUAUGGAUUUAUCUCACAUGCUGAGCAUUAAACGGAAAAAAUAUUCUCAGCUUGUAUAUUGUCUUGUUGACGAACUGCCCAACCUUUGCUUUGUAACAAGAUCCGAGAACGCGGUUGACUCACUUGAACUUGGAGCUUACAAAGUGUUGGGUUGGUACUUGCGUAUGUUACGCGUGGCAUUUGUACGAAGGCAGGAUAAGAUUGUUUUAAUUUAAAUUGUACCAGUGGCUGUCUAGGUUUUCAUUUAUGUACAAGUUGGAAAACUUUGCAGGGAAGCUGAGAACUAUGUGUUAGAGUGAAUAUAUCACUGGAAUUAGUGGUUGCGGAGUUAGGAUCCCUUGCCUGUGAAAAUGGGCAUUAUUUUAAUGCAAAGUAUAGAGGUUGUAACAAUUUCUAACUGUACAGUGUCGUCGUCGGUGCUUGAUUGGCGGGCAAUGACGAGGAUCCUGCACGCACCAAGUUUCUUUUAAAUUGAAUGGUGUGAGUUCAACCUGCCUUUAAAAAACAUCGCACUGUUCAAGUUAGAAAAGACUAACUGGAGUAAAGGAUUGGAGUUCUGUUCAACCAAGACCAACUAAAUAAAAAUGCCCUGACAGUGGGACUUUUUACAAUUUUAUUUUUAUGUUUAGUGAGUCUUGGUUUUACUCGUUCUUGUGGAUAAUCUCAAGGAUAAUCAUUAUUGUAGAAAAUCUUCACUAUUAUGACCUUUAACCUCACAUUUUGAGUAUUUGUCUAAUUGUAAUAAAUUAAGAAAAUAUUUUGUGAACAUGAUAUGUAAUAAAUUUUUGCUGUGCAUAAUUUCUGCUCUAACUUCAAUAAAAUUUCGUGUUGCUUGUAA
This is a messenger RNA of Plodia interpunctella (Indianmeal moth), 3240 nucleotides long. RefSeq names its product interferon-inducible double-stranded RNA-dependent protein kinase activator A homolog (gene Loqs). The record is from RefSeq and is a predicted model, not a curated record. Gene Ontology annotation, cellular component: cytoplasm; RISC complex; RISC-loading complex. The transcript is spliced from 9 exons. Gene Ontology annotation, molecular function: double-stranded RNA binding; siRNA binding. Lineage: Eukaryota; Metazoa; Arthropoda; Insecta; Lepidoptera; Pyralidae. The coding region runs from base 228 to 1373 and encodes 381 amino acids. Gene Ontology annotation, biological process: siRNA processing; regulation of regulatory ncRNA processing.